Rotaria sp. Silwood2 is the source of this 1941-nucleotide messenger RNA. The record is from the annotation of a GenBank genome assembly. Lineage: Eukaryota; Metazoa; Rotifera; Eurotatoria; Philodinida; Philodinidae.
AUGAAAAUGAUAGUAGUGUUUUUCGUAUCAGAUAUUCAAAAAUGCCAAUUUGGUUUUUCAUUAUGUACAAAUGGUACAUGUAUUGAAAACAGUCAUUGGUGUGAUCGAAAAAUAGAUUGUGCAGAUGGAAUUGAUGAACGAAAUUGUCCACAUUUAACAACAAAAAUACGAAAUUCUGAUUCCAUACUAUCAAAUCUAUUUACUUGUCCAUCAUCAGCACUUAUAAAUUUCAUAAACAUAUCAAAUAAUCAUUUUUGUGAUGGAUAUAAAGAUUGUCCUAUGGGUAAUGAUGAAAAAGAGUGUACUGAUGGAUGUUCUUCAAAAUCCAUAUGUAUUACAAAUUCUAAUUUGACUUGUAUUCAACAUCCAGCAGUUGGUGAACUUUGCCGAUGUAAGAAACAAGGUUAUCGAUUGACAACGAAUUCAUUACAAAAUAAUACGCAGAUAUGUCAAGAUUUUGAUGAAUGUAAUGAUUCUCUUCGAACAUAUUGUUCGUUUAAUUGUUUAAAUACAGAUGGUAGUUUUAAUUGUACAUGUCCGUUAAAUUUUACUCUUAAUACAACGACAAAAACAUGUCAAAAAAUAAAUGAUCAAUCAAAAUCUAAUUUAUUAAUUUUAUUUAAUAGUAGUAUUAUUCUCUAUAAUAUUUGGAAUGCUAAUGAUCGUUAUUCAUCAAAAUUAUUACAUACAAUUAAUAUUGAAAAAAAUCAUUAUUUUGAUCGUAUACAAUAUGAUUCAAAUAAAAAAUUUGUCAUCUAUUAUGAUGAAAAACAAAAUGCUAUUUUAUGUUUCAGUACGUCAAAUACAAUUUUAAAACCUAUAAUCCUCAUUUCUAAUGUCACUGUUCAUGGUUUGGCAUACAACGAAAAUGAAAAAACUUUAUUUAUCAUCGAAAAUCAAUCACGAACAUUACGUAUGUAUACACCGAUUACUUGUGAUAUUUCAGUUAGUAUCAAAAUGCAUUCUUGGCAAUUAAAUAACAUUUCGAAUACAAUACAAUCAAUUGAAAUUGAUGCUUUUAAUAGAAGAAUUAUUUUUGCUUCUAAUUACCAAAUUAUGUUAUCAAAUAUGUCCGAACCGAAUUCAACGAAAGUUUUAUAUACAACUGACCGUGAAAUAAAAAGACUUAUUUAUGAUACUUCAUUCAAACGCAUAUUCUGGACAAUAGCUGAUGCCAACAAUAAUAAAAAAUUUCCUGUUUAUACCUGCGAUAGUGAAUUUAAACAAUGUUAUGACACAUACCUACGUUUACCAUACGCAUGGCCAUUUACAUUUUUUAAUGAUGGCAUACUCUAUUUAUCCUUAUCAUUAAAAUCUUUAGAUAUGAUUCAAAUCUAUGGAAACAAUCGUUUUUCUAACAAUUCUAUAACAUCAACACAAGAAGAUAUUCGUUCAUUUUUACUUAUUGAUCAACAACCAAUUGCAUCAGUAAAUCUCUGUAUGAAUUAUUCAAAAAAACGUUGUGAAAAUAAACUUUGUUUACAAAUUAAUUCAAUCGAAAUAAAUUGCUUAUCAAUUGAUGAAAAUAUUAUAACAAAAGAAUUAAUAACAUCAACAACAAAUACCACGAAUUCGACUCUACAAAAUGAAACACAAUCGUUCAUAUAUGAUGAUCAUAUUUCUGAAACAGAAAAUCGACGAAAACAUUAUCGCUAUAGACCAUCGAAUACUAUGCUUAUUAUUAUUAUUAUGGUCGGUGCUUUAGCAGGCAUAUUGGCACUUUUUGUUAAACAUUGUCAAGCCUAUCUUAAUAAAAAAGCAUUAUUGAAUCAUCAACAUAGUAAUGAACAAUAUUUAUCAACAGGGGAGCCAAAUUUAGAUGAAUUUACUGUAACAUUUAAUGAUCAAAUGAGUGAACAAUCUGCUGCUGAUAAUGUACGUAAUAUUCUUAUUGAUAACGACACUGUUCGUUUUGUUCAACGUCGAAAAGAUUCUGUUUGA